Messenger RNA from Eucalyptus grandis, 1476 nucleotides. Its product is annotated as receptor-like protein EIX2. NCBI's taxonomy places the organism in Eukaryota, Viridiplantae, Streptophyta, Magnoliopsida, Myrtales, Myrtaceae. The transcript has 2 exons. Gene Ontology annotation, molecular function: protein binding. The coding region runs from base 1 to 1476 and encodes 491 amino acids. The record is from RefSeq and is a predicted model, not a curated record.
AUGGCUGCAAAGCUUCUCCUGGCUCGUGGUGAGUUGAACUCUUCUUUGCUCCGCUUGAGAUACUUGAACCAUUUGGACUUAAGCGGGAUCAAUUCCAAUCAUGGAAGAAUACCUGAAUUCAUCGGUUCAAUUGAACAAUUGAGGUACCUCAAUCUAUCGUUUACCAACUUCCAUGGAAUGGUUCCUCAACAAUUGGGAAAUCUCACCAAGUUGGAAGUCCUCGAUCUUCAUAAUGACUAUGAAAGUUUGGUUGUGGAUGAUAUCCUGUGGGUUUCUCAUCUUCAAUCACUAAAGUACCUCGACCUGAGUGGCUCAAUGAUUGCGAACGAAAGAGUCCUCAUGCAGUUGUCCGGAGUAAUUCCUAGCUCACUUGGAUCAUUGCCCCACCUUAACACCCUACACUUGAAUAGAAACCGUCUUAAUGGGGAGCUUCCUCAAGCUUUAGAUUAUUGCACAGGUCUGGUAAUUUUAGACCUUGGAGAGAAUAAUUUGUCUGGAAGCAUUCCGACAUGGUUUGACGAAAGCUUUCAGUCCUUGUUGAUCCUGAGGCUACGAGAGAAUAGGUUUGUCGGCAGCAUCCCUCCGCAACUCUGCUCACUUUCAGGAUUGACAAUAUUAGACAUGGCAGUGAACAAUUUAACGGGAGCAAUCCCACAUUGUCUUGGCAAUAUGAGCAGCAUGAUCAACUUGAAACAAAGCAACUUGAAACAAAGCAAUCCGUUUGGAUCUGUGGCCGUGACUCCUGUGCAAGAUAUAAGUUUCUACUCUGACUUAAGUAGUUUGUACUGGGAUCAACAGCACGUGGUUGAGAUCUUGAAGGGAAGAUAUAACGAGUACACCAAAAUUGUUCUACGACUCAUGGUCAAUUUGGAUCUCUCCAGCAACUUUUUGAACGGGUCAAUUCCCAAAGAACUUUCUUUCCUCUCAAGAUUGCAUGGCUUGAACUUGUCUUACAACCAUCUCUCUGGAAAUAUUCCCAUUUGCAUGGGGAACAUGACAUCACUCGAGUCUCUUGAUCUUUCAAACAACCACCUUUCGGGGACAAUUCCGCAAGGCAUUUCAGCGUUAACAUCCUUAGCUCACCUCAACUUGUCACAAAACGACCUUAUGGGGCAGAUUCCAAAAGGGAAUCAAAUCCAAACACUCGACGAUCCUUCCAUUUAUGCUGGCAAUCCUCUACUCUGUGGUGAUCUUUUGAGAAACAAAUGCCUCAACGCCGAGACGCCUCAACCACAGAAAAUCCCUCACCCUGAAGAUACACAUGAAGAGGAUAAGCUUGAUCGGAUGUUGUUCUAUGCAAUCGUAAUGCUUGGAUUUGCGAUUGGGUUUUGGGGCUUUUUCGGUGUUUUGCAGUUCAAGAAGGAUUGGAGACGAGCGUAUUUCAUCUUUGCUGAUCAGGCAGCACACAAGGCAUAUGUGGCUAUAGUAGUGAAGGUAGCCAAGUUGAAGAGACUGAGAUUGUUAAGAAGCAUGUAA